This is a messenger RNA of Sceloporus undulatus (fence lizard), 920 nucleotides long. Its product is annotated as immunoglobulin superfamily member 1-like. The coding region runs from base 28 to 702 and encodes 224 amino acids. NCBI's taxonomy places the organism in Eukaryota, Metazoa, Chordata, Lepidosauria, Squamata, Phrynosomatidae. The transcript has 4 exons. The record is from RefSeq and is a predicted model, not a curated record.
ACCAGUGGAUUUCUGUAUCUUCAAAGGAUGCCUGUUACCCUCCCUGUCUUACUUCUUACUAUCACCCUACCAAAGCCAUCCAUCUUCUGGCACCAGUCUGUGGAUGCUGAAGGGAAGCACCACCACCUUCAAUGUAUCACCCAGGAGGAAUAUGCAGGUAGUUGGUUCUACCUGUACCAGGGAAGCAACCGGGAGCCCAUGGCUGAAAAGAAAGCCCUGCCCACACAAUCCAAAAUGACAUUUGCCGUCCAUGCCUUUGGCCCCGGUGAGCAAUUCCGUUGCAGCUAUGAGAUCUGGGAGGCAGGCAAGGCCAUUCACUCUCCACUGAGCAGCCCUGUCAACAUCACAGAGGAUCAUUACCCUAAGCCAUCCAUCGCUGUAAGUCCUGGCACCGAGGUCUUUGUAGGGCAGGACUGGAUUAUCCGUUGUUGGGCUCCAUCUUCAGGGGUAAGCUUUGUCCUCUAUCAGGCCAGGGAGUUUCGGAUUGAGGUCACCCCUCGAGGAGACUCCAGUGUCGCUGAAUUUUCCUUAAAGAACGUCACUACAGCUGAUGCAGGCCGAUACACCUGCUAUUACCACAGCACCACAGAGCCGGUCAUCUGGUCAAACGCCAGUGAUGGAGUGCAGCUGAGAGUCAUUGAUGCAGCCAAGGUCUCCAUUAUCAGGAAGUGUUGGUGGAUUCUGCAGGGAGAUAUCGAGUGAACUGCUCAUGCCCUCCAGUCCUGGGGGCUGGUACUAUCUUUACCAGGGCGGGCAACUCAUUGCUGAAACCAGAGUUUGGCAAGAUGGGAAACCACAAGUUUCAAUCUCACAGAAGGGCACUCAAUUUCACUAAGGGAGAGCUAACAUGCCAAUAUGAACAAUACCCACUCGAUCACACUGAAGUAUGGACACAAGGUAAGCCCAAAGGGAAGGAGAAA